This is a messenger RNA of Aspergillus ibericus CBS 121593, 1550 nucleotides long. RefSeq names its product putative bZIP transcription factor (Fcr3) (gene rsmA). The record is from RefSeq and is a predicted model, not a curated record. Gene Ontology annotation, molecular function: DNA-binding transcription activator activity, RNA polymerase II-specific; transcription cis-regulatory region binding. Gene Ontology annotation, cellular component: RNA polymerase II transcription regulator complex. NCBI's taxonomy places the organism in Eukaryota, Fungi, Ascomycota, Eurotiomycetes, Eurotiales, Aspergillaceae. The transcript is spliced from 3 exons. Bases 144 to 1058 code for a protein of 304 amino acids.
CGCAUCGUGCCGUUAUUCAAUUCUAGGCCCGGCUUACUCGAUCCCAGUUCCUGUCUCUCUCUGCUUCUGCCGGGGCUUAUCCCUCCUUACCGAUUGACAGAGUCGGCGCAUCCAACAUUUCUCAUCCUCAGGGACGAGGCGAGAUGGAUUACUCGUUCUAUUCCAAUCCCCACCAGCAGCCUUACCCUCUCUACGGCGUACACGGACUGCCCACCCCCGACCAAAGCAAUCCAACCCCUCACGCCGAAAACCUACAGGGCACUUUCGCUUCUUUGGGGGCGCAACAUUACCAGUCCUUUGACCCAAACUUGCGCUUUCAGGAUCCUCACGCUGGCGCUUCCUUCGUUGCCCCGCCACACUCGCCCCCCGAGUCUCUCACCAAGCAUUCGGUCUCAAGCAAUGAUUUUGCCAAUCAGCACCUUGAUCAGGCCUCGCUCGAUGGAGAUGACCAGCUCCUAGAUCAGAAUCUCGGUCGGAGUAGCAGCGAGGAGAAGGAUAGCCUCACACCGGCGCAAUCUAAACGAAAGGCUCAGAACAGAGCUGCCCAACGCGCUUUCCGUGAACGCAAGGAACGACAUGUGCGCGAACUAGAGGAGAAAGUCAGCAAUCUUGAAAAUGAAUCAACAUCGCUUAUGGCGGACAAUGAGCGACUAAAACGGGAACUGGCCAGGUUUACGACAGAAAAUGAGAUACUCCGGGCAACUUCCACCUCGCUCCGGCAUUCAAAUCAACACUCGGCUGAUCCGGAGCCGACGACCACCGGGCCGAUGAAGUACUCGCCCACGGAUCUCAGUUCCGAUCUCGGUGGGGGUCAUGCUCCGGCCCACCGCAUAACGGUCUGCGGGAAAACGGGCGAGAGACUCCUUGAUGCGGGCGCCACGUGGGACCUCAUUCAGGGACAUGAGCUCUUCAAGCGCGGCUUGGUGAACAUUGGCGAUGUCUCGGGUCGAUUGCAGGGGACUGCUCAGUGCGAUGGACAGGGCCCCGCCUUUCGGGAAAGUCAAGUUCUCCAAGCAAUUGAGGAGAGCGCAGCUUCUGGUAACGAUGACUUGCUGUGAACUGAGAUUCUACGAUGUUAUGCUUUGUCUUGUGGAUCACUUUUUUGGUGCAUAGGCGUUGGGAUCUGUUUUGAGUAUAUGAACAGUGCUUCUGAGAAGUUCUAUUUGAGUAUACUGCGGUCUGUUAUAAAGAGUGAGCGACUCUGUUGGGUCCUCCCUGGAGUCAUUGGAGAUUCAGGAAUGAGCCAUUAUACCUAUCGCUGUCAACCAGUUGAAUAUGAACCGAUUUGUAUGUUAUGAAGCAUGUUCGGCUGAUUGUAUGCCUCGGCCUUCGUUUCCGGCUCAUUGGCUGUGACUGGAUGCAUUGCUCGUUGGUUGGAUUUUUAACAACCGUGUGGUACUAUUAGGACAUGCGAGUGACCACUAAUCCGCAAUCAAGUUGACCAUCUGGUCAUCUCAGGUAUGAAGCGGCCUUUGAGGCUUUCCCUGAACUCAUCACGAUAUGCUGUUCUUCUCGAUAUAAAUUUCUAGAUAUCAGGAGCAGUUGUCUCU